Hibiscus syriacus is the source of this 2541-nucleotide messenger RNA. Its product is annotated as protein kri1-like. The record is from RefSeq and is a predicted model, not a curated record. Gene Ontology annotation, cellular component: nucleolus; 90S preribosome. Lineage: Eukaryota; Viridiplantae; Streptophyta; Magnoliopsida; Malvales; Malvaceae. Gene Ontology annotation, biological process: endonucleolytic cleavage in ITS1 to separate SSU-rRNA from 5.8S rRNA and LSU-rRNA from tricistronic rRNA transcript (SSU-rRNA, 5.8S rRNA, LSU-rRNA). The coding region runs from base 16 to 2280 and encodes 754 amino acids. The transcript has 3 exons.
AGCUCUAAGCAUUUGAUGUUCCUUCUCUAUCUUCAGAACGCAGAAGCUGUAGAAGCCGCCAAUAACCCUAAUUUUUAUCCUUUAUCAUUUUACGGUCUAGCCCUAGACAGCCGCCCAUCUCAUACUCAGAAGCUCUUCAAAAACCAACGAUUAUUCCCCAUUUCUUUAGGCGUAGCCAGUGGAACGAAAGAACAAGAGGGGAGAAGGCAAAGCUUAAAAACACUGGGUAUGAAGCUUUUCAACGAAGAUGUUGAUCUCCAAAACGAUGAUAUAUCAAAGAUUGAAAUCAACAAAGAGUAUGCUCGAAGAUUCGAGCACAACAAGAAGCGGGAGGAUCUCCAGAGGUACGAGGAACUGAAGAAGAGAGGCCAUGUUGAAGAAUCUGAAGAAGAAUCUUCUGAUGAUGAUGACGACGACGACAAUGAGUUGUUCAGUGACCAAAUUACCCUCCGAAAGAAAGAUGAAGAUUUCUUCAAAGCUCUACUCAGGGUGAGAAGUCGUGACCCAAAAUUGAAGGAAGAAGAUGUGAAGCUUUUUGAGUCUGAUGAUGAGGAAAGAAGCAAAGAAGAUGAAGAAGAAAACAAGCAGAAAGAAAAGAAAGAUAAGAAGUCAAUGUAUUUAAAAGAUGUGGUUGCAAAGCACUUGAUUGAAGAAGGGCCUGAUUUUGAGGAACAGGAUGCUCUUGUUAAGGCAAAGAAGACUUACGAUGAAGAACAAGAAGAGAUAAAGAAGGCUCUUUUGGAUGCAACAGAAGAAUUUGAAAAUGAGGAUGAUGGGGGUUUCUUGAGAGUAAAGGACAAAAAGGGCAAGUAUGAUGAGGAAAAAGAAGACUCGAAUAAUGGAGAACUUUCAAAAAAGUUGGAGGAAUAUUUUGGGGAAGAUGCAGAAAUGGAUGAGAAUACGAAGUUCUUGAAAGAGUUUUUUAAGAACAAGAUGUGGAUAGAUAAGGAGAGGAAAGUUGGGGAUCUUGAGAUUGAUAUUGAGGUAGUGGAUGAGGUGUUGAGGGACGAAGAGGAGAUUGAGAGGCAAGAGGGGUACGAGUUGGAGUAUAACUUUAGGCAUGAGGAGAAUGUUGAGGAUAGAGUUCUAGGGUACUCUAGGAAGGUAGAGGGGUCAGUGAGGAAGAAGGAGAGCAAGAGGAAGUCACAAAGGGAAAGGAAGGAGGAGAGAAUGAAGGCUGCAGAAAUUGAAAGGAAAGAGGAGUUGAAGCAUCUGAAGAAUCUGAAGAAGGAAGAAAUUAAGGAGAGAAUGAAGAAGGUUCUGGAGAUUGCUGGCAUUAAGAAAGAUGAUUGUCCGUUUAGUGCAAAGGAUUUAGAGGAGGAAUUUGAUCCUGAGGAGUAUGAUAAGAUGAUGAAGGCUGUAUUUGAUGAGAAGUAUUACGAUGAUGAAGAUGUUGAGUUAAAUAGUGAUAGUGAUAACAUUGAGAAACCAGACUUUGAUAAGGAGGAUGAGUUGCUUGGACUUCCUAAAGGGUGGGAUGUGCUCGAGUCUAAUGAUGGUUUUUUGGCUGCAAGGGAAAGGAAUAAAAAAAAUUACAGAGUAAUGGGGGUCAUGAUUCAGGAGAAGAAGAAAAGGGAGAGGAGGUUGAAGACAGAAAUGGCGAUGAUGAUGAUGAUGAUGAUGAUGAUGAUGAGUGAAGAACACAAAAGUGAAGAUGAAGAAGAUGAUGGUGGUGAUGGUGAUGACGAGAGUAAAGAACACAAAAGUGAAGAUGAAGAAGAUGAUGAGGAAAGUAAGGAAGAGGAAACCGAGGAAGGUCAGCGGAAAAGAAAGCGUAAAAUGUCUUCUGUUCAGAAAGCUUUACAGGAUAUGUGGGAGGAAUUUUAUAAUUUGGACUAUGAGGAUACAAUUGGAGACUUGAAAACUAGAUUUAAAUAUGUCAAGAUCAAAUCUAAUAGAUACGGGUUGAAACCUAGCGAAAUAUUGGCUUUGGACGAGAAAGAGUUGAAUCAAUAUGUUUCUUUGAAGAAGCUUGCACCAUAUACGGAAAAGGAAUGGAAGGUACCCAAUAGUAAGAGGUACCAGCAGAAAUUGAGGAUUAAGGAGCUUCUUAGUGAGAAGCGAAAUGGUCACAAGUUUGGUAAGAAAAUGUCAAGAGAUGCUUCUGAGAAAUUGAACGAAGAUAAGGACACAAAAUUGAAGGAUCCAAAUGGUGAUAUGAAGAAUUUAUCUGAGCAGGGCAAGAAAAAGCAUCGUCAAGCAACCAACAUAUCAGAGUCAAGACGGAAAGCAUAUGGAUUGAUUUCUUCUAAACCGAAAAAGAACAAACACAAGCAUUGAUUAACCAACAAAAGUAGUUUGGUACGUGGCGAAUGCAGUAUACAAUGAAGAGGAAAUCUGUGGGCAUUUGAGGAAUGCAAAAACAGUCUCAAAGUGAAGGCUGGAGGUGCUUACACUUGAAGUAAUUUCAUUGUUAAAAACUUGUUUUUUUUCUUCCUAUUUUGAUAAAUGGAACUGACUGUAGUGCUUCAUGGAAGUGUUUUUAACCUACUUGAAAUACUUGGAUCUCUUGACUAAAUUGAAGCAGUUUUGAUGUUUAGA